Molecule: messenger RNA, 1506 nt
Organism: Micromonas pusilla CCMP1545
Lineage: Eukaryota; Viridiplantae; Chlorophyta; Mamiellophyceae; Mamiellales; Mamiellaceae
Exons: 2
Coding region: 1-1506 (501 amino acids)
Biological process (GO): spliceosomal complex assembly; mRNA processing; protein deubiquitination
Molecular function (GO): zinc ion binding; cysteine-type deubiquitinase activity
Source: RefSeq, a predicted model, not a curated record
AUGCUCGCGGCGAACGCGGCGCCGGCGGUCUUCGACGCGCGCGCCGCCGCGGUCGCCGCGCUGCAGGCCGAGAUCGACGCGGAGGAAGAGGAAGAGAGGGCGACGUCGGCGGAGGACGCGUCCAGGCUCGCGGCGGAGCGACGCGAGCGCGCCAACCGCGCGUCGAGAGAUUGCCCGUACCUCGACACGGUGAACCGCGCGCUGCUGGACUUUGACUUCGAGAAGUGCUGCUCCGUGUCGCUGUCCCCGAACAACGUCUACGCGUGCUUGGUGUGCGGGAAGUACUUCGCGGGGAGAGGCCCGAACACGCACGCGUACACGCACUCGUUGGAGGCGACGCACCACGUGUUCAUGAACUUGCACACCGGGAAAGUCUACUGCCUUCCCGACGCGUACGAGAUCGUGGACCGAUCGUUAGACGACAUCCGGCACGUCCUCGAUCCGACGUUCACGCCCGCGCAGAUCGAGGAGACGGAGACGAAGAAGAUGUGGAGCCGCGGCUUGGACGGGACGGACUACCUCACCGGCGCGAUCGGGUUGAACAAUCUGAAGGCGACGGAUUACGUCAACGUCGUGUUGCAAGCGCUCAUGCGCGUCAAGCCGGUGCGGAAUUUCUUCUUGAGCGACGACCAGAGCUUGCUCGUUCAGCGCUUCGGCGAGCUCACGCGGAAGAUUUGGAACUCGCGGAACUUCAAAGGUCAGGUGUCUCCGCACGAGUUCAUGCAAGCGGUGCUGGCGUCGUCGCGGCGGCGGUUUCUCGUGGACAAGCAGUCCGACCCGGUCGACUUCAUGACGUGGCUUCUCAACACGCUGCACCGCGACCUCAGCGGUAAGAUGAAGGGCGGCAGCUCCGUGAUCAACCACUGCUUCCAAGGCGAGCUCGAGGUGACGUCCGUGGGGCGACCGGGCGAGACUGGCGAGAGCGCGAAGAUGCCGUUUUACACGCUCGCGUUGGACCUGCCGCCGCCGCCGUUGUUCCAAGACGCGAUGGAGAACAACUUCAUCCCGCAGGUGCCGCUGUCGCAGAUCUUGCGAAAGUUCGACGGGGAGACGCCGCACGAGGUCUUGCGCCCGACCCCGGGGGUGAAGACGUACAAGAUAUCGCGGCUGCCGCGGUACCUCAUCGUGCACUACAAGCGCUUCACGAAGAACAACUUUUUCGUGGAGAAGAACCCCACCAUCGUGACGUUUCCCGUGAAGAGCCUGAGACUCGGCGACCACGUCCCGGUCCCGACGCGGCCGAACGCGAUCCCGGGGGGCGGUCAACCCGUGGACAGCACGUACGACCUCGUCGCGAACGUGUGCCACGACGGCAAGCCCGCGGAGGGGUCGUACCGCGCGAUGGUGCAUCACGUCGCGGACGGCAACUGGUACGAGGUGAACGACCUCGUCGUCAGCGAAGUGUUGCCGCAGCAGGUGGUCCUCACGGAGUGCUACCUGCAGAUUUAUCAGCUCCGCGAGGGCGACGGCGGCGGCGGCGGCGCGGUCGCGAUGGACGCCGCGUGA